This is a messenger RNA of Cajanus cajan (pigeon pea), 2748 nucleotides long. Lineage: Eukaryota; Viridiplantae; Streptophyta; Magnoliopsida; Fabales; Fabaceae. The record is from RefSeq and is a predicted model, not a curated record.
GUGCCAUUUACCAUUUUCUGGGGAUAUAUCUCACUGGCUUUCUCAGCUCCCUUGCCGCAGCUAUUGCUUACAUCAUGUAUAUAAGGUUCUUCCAGAUACCUGCAUCAUUCCAACACUACUCAUUUGUUUGCAUAUGUGGUGCCUUCCACUGGAUCCCCUUUACCAUUGUUGCAUAUGCCACCAUGUUUUCUGAUGUACCAUCAAAUCCCAUUGCCUUUACCAUAUCAUUUACCUGCGCAUACUUGCUUCAUGGUCUCAUACUCACCUCUCUCACAUGUGCUUUGACCCGUUUGCUCAAAUUAAAUCAAAACCAAACCCAUUUUAAAACCUGGCUUCGACACCAAUUGACCAUUUCCUGCCACCUUAGAUUUGCAAAGCUUCUCUCAGGAACAGAAGUCUUCUGCAUAUAUUUACGCCUUUUGGGUGCAAAAAUUGGCAAGCACUGUUCCAUUAGAGCCAUCAACCCAGUUUCAAACCCUGAGUUAAUGUCAAUAGGUGAUGGUGUCCAUCUUGGUGACUUUAGCAGGAUCAUCACUGGUUUCCACUAUUCCAACGGAUAUGCUUGUGGAGAAAUACAGGUUCAGGAUAAUUCAGUUGUGGGGAGUCAAAGCAUAAUCCUCCCAGGUUCUGUUUUGGAAAAGAAUGUCAUUUUAGGUGCACUUUCAGUUGCUCCAAUGAAUUCCAUUCUCCAUGAGGGUAGCGUGUAUAUUGGAUCUCAAACAAGAGUUGCAACCAGGAACUCUUCAAUUGCUUUAGAUGAACGGAUAGAGGAGAUGGACAUGGAAUACAAGAAAGUAGUUGCAAAUAUGGCUGCAAAUUUAGCUGUCACAACUAUUAAUGUCAAAGCAAGAUACUUCCAUCGCAUUGGUGUUGGUGGAAAGGGGCACUUGAAAAUCUAUGACAAACUCGAGGGCAUUCCAAUGCACAAGAUUUUUCAACCUGGAAAGAGCUACCCUAUCAUGGUAAGACACAGUAAUAGCUUGAGUGCUGAUGAUGAUGCAAGGAUCGAUGCACGUGGUGCAGCUUUGAGGAUUCUUUCUGAUGCACCAGAUUCUAACCAUGCUCCCGUGAUUGACCUCACACUAAAAACUGGAAACGCAUUUUAUGCUCGCACUCUUGCUGAUUUUGCAAGCUGGCUUGUGUGUGGACUUGCUGCGAGGGAAGAACUUGUCAAGAAAGCCCCUCAUGUUCGUGAAGCAGUGUGGAAUUCCCUUAGACAUGCUCACUCAUAUGCUGAAUUGCAUUACUACUCAAACAUUUGCAGGCUCAUGCGCUUCACUGAUGGACAAGAAAUGUACGUGAAGUUUAAGCUAAGGCCUAUUGACAAAACCAUUAGUGAGGACACAGGUAAGGUUGAACCAAUUGGAAUCCUUCCACCAGAAACAGGUGCAAUUCCUAGGGAUGAAAAUGACGCACGUCCCUUACUUUUCCUUGCUGAAGAUUUUCAAAAGCGCGUGAAUUCCCCAAGUGGAGUUCACUAUAUCUUUCAAGUGCAACUUCGAGCAGUGCCACAUGAUGAAGCCACACGUGACAUUGCCCUAGACUGCACCAAACCAUGGGAUGAGAAUGAGUUCCCUUACAUUGAUGUUGGAGAGAUACACAUCAAAGAGAAUCUCUCCAUGGAAGAAACAAAUGCGCUUGAAUUCAACCCUUACCUCAAAAGCCACGAGUUGGAUGUGAUCCCUGCCACUUCCAAAACGCAAAGUGCUUCAAUUGAUCAUGGCCGUUCAUUGAUCUACGAGAUUUGCCAGCACGUGCGUAAUAGACAGCCUCUCCCAGAAUCUUGGAGGAACCUCGUAGAGCAAUCCAUCGUUAAGGUGGACUUGUCAUGUUGUCCCGUGGCAGCAUCAUUGCCCAAAAAGGAGCCAAAAAAAGUGAUAACAACGACAACAACCACCUUAACCUUGACAAGAACAUGGUACCAAACCUUCUCAGCACUCUUCACUCAACCGUUGCUACAAACGGUUUUGCCUUUCAUGGUGUUAGGUUUAGCCGUUUUUGCUCCUUUGAGCUUUGUUGUCAACCUCAAGAACGUGGAGAAACUCCAAGUGCAAUGGUUGCUUCCUUUGUUUUGGAUUCUCUCAGGUGUCAUGGCUGCACUUGCAUGCGUUGUGGCAAAAUGGGUUCUCGUGGGAAGGAAGAGAGAAGGUGAAACCAUACCCUUGUGGGGCAAAAGGGUCGUCAUGGAUAGCACGUGGCAAGCCAUUAGAACCCUUGUUGGGGACUAUUUCAUGGACAUGGCAUGUGGGUCGUUUGUGUUUGUAAUGUGGAUGAAGAUGAUGGGUGCGGACAUAGACAUGGAUGGAGUUUACGUGGACAGCGUGGGGGCAUUGUUGAACCCUGAAAUGGUGCAGAUUGAGAGAGGGGGUUGUGUGGGAAGAGAGGCUUUGUUGUUUGGACACAUAUAUGAAGGUGAUGAAGGUGGCAUGGUGAAGUUUGGAGGAAUCAGAAUAGGUGAAGAUGGGUUUGUGGGAAGUAGAGCAGUAGCCAUGCCUGGGGUUCAUGUGGAGAAUGAGGCCAAUCUUUCUGCAUUGUCACUAGCCAUGAAAGGAGAAAUAGUUAGGUCUAGAUAAUUACGAGUGAUCGGAUACAACUUACAAGUAUUUUUUUUUUAUCAAAACUGCUAUUUUAAAAAAUACUUGUAAGCUUAUAUCCACACGAACUAUGAGUAUAUAAGUAUAUAUACAAUCAUAAUAUGUAUGUUAUCCUAUCAUUAUACUCGGUAGAUUGAGGUAAUAAUUAUAAUGA